Molecule: messenger RNA, 7606 nt
Organism: Lycium barbarum (goji berry)
Lineage: Eukaryota; Viridiplantae; Streptophyta; Magnoliopsida; Solanales; Solanaceae
Product: pentatricopeptide repeat-containing protein At2g15690, mitochondrial-like
Biological process (GO): RNA modification
Molecular function (GO): RNA binding; protein binding; zinc ion binding
Source: RefSeq, a predicted model, not a curated record
CUAAUUCUCACAGGAUGUACCUUUGAAAGUUAAAGCCAGUUAAUCCAUUUGCCUAUGGCUAGCAAGAUAAAAUUCAUAGCUGUGCCAAAAAAAAAAAAAAAAAAGAACGCAAGUUUAGAAGAGCUGUUUAGUUAUCUUCAGAACUGUAAAAUGUUUCCCUUAAUCUGUUUGCUUUGCUGAGAGCAAUGUUUUGGCAGGCUAAUAUAUACUUAGAACUUUUGCUUGUUUGGUUUCCUGGGUUAACAUAGUCUGACUGCCUUCUUUGGGCUAAAGGAUUGACUUAAGCAAUUCGACAAAGAGCAAGAGUUUACUUGUGAUGGAAUAUUGGUCCCCAAAUGAUUAAAAGUGAUGAUGUUGAUGAAAAAAUUAGAAAAGUGCAAGGGUAUGGGUAAGGGUAACACACCGGACAUAUGCUGGUCGGACUGCAAGCUAGUCAAUGAAGUUGUAUGUUUUACUUACUUUAGCGUCUAAUUUAAGGCAUAUAUUAUAGAAACAAAGUGCCUAUAAGACCCGCAAGGGUGGCUCAGUUGGUUGAGCAUGGGGCUUUCAUAAUGGAGGUCUCAAGUUCGAAACCCCCUGCCUACGACAGCAGGGGAUUUGCCUUCUGGGUCGAGCUCGUCGCACCGGGCUUGCCUAGUGCGGGUUACCUCUCCUGUGUGGUUUGCGAGCUAUUGCACAGGAGCUGGGUUUACCCUGUGCGCACCCGAAGGGUAGCGGCUGUGGGUUCCCAUGUCAUCAAAAAAAAAAAAAAAGUGCCUAUAAGUCUUUAUCUCUAUAUCCAUACACACUGCAACAUUUGAUAGCACAUAUGUAAGAAGGUCGACGUAUUAUAAUGGGUCAUAAAUGAUUAGACCUGAAUAAUGCUGCUGCUUAGUCUAAUUGACGCCUUAUGUUAUUUGGUGAAAUGCUUCGUCUUAAUCCUUUUAGUGGAAGAGAUGUACGAGGUGGUAAUAGAAUAGUUUGGGUUGGAGAAAGGGUGUAUGAAGGUAGAGAAUUGGAUUUUGAGUUGCUACAGCAGGUCAGGGAUUUUGUGAACACCUCCUCAGGGCAGUGUUAAAAGAUUUGCUUUAAAAGAGACCACUAUGAAAAGUAAUUAUUUAAAUUAAGUCAGUUGGUUAGCUUUUUGAUCUUUCUAGAUAGUGCGGGUUUGUGUUACUUGAUAAAAAGCACCACAAGCACUUGUAAAAAAACUGAGACAGCACAAUCAUAUCAUUUGAAUGUGAGAAGCAUGAUAAGUGUAUGUCAGGGUAACGGUGAAUGCUGAUCUGCUGUUACUUAUUUGCACAAAAAAGAGUAAUCUGAAAAAUUUUCUCCCUUUUUUUCUGCCCGUCCUACUCUCCUACUCUCUGGAAACUGAUAGUUUGAGUGGAAGGAGACCUAAAAUGUAUAUAAGAAUUUUCCCUUUGAUAGUGUAGUCUCUUUAUUGUAUUGGAGUUCCAGAACAGAGUGAUUUCAUCCAUAAAUAUAGAGUGUUGAUUAUACACCAACUCAGAAGUGUUAGUGUUUCAUGUUUCUGGGUUCCUGGUUCAGGCAGAAGUUAGUGUUCCUUAUCUCCCUUCUUUCCACUUAUCUCCUCCUCAAAUAUAUACUCCUCUGCCCUAGUAUGUUUGAAUAUAUAACCCAUCUCUAUUACCGUGCUUGAAGCAUGCCUUGAUUUGAAGAGCAUGGAAGGAGAAGUGCUGAUUGGCAUAGACAACUGAACGUGGAAAAAUACACGACUUGUCACUAAUUUAAACUUGUGAGAAAUAUUCCAGGUCUUUAGUAUAAAUAGCAGUAGAGAUGGUGUCAGGCUGGGUGACUUCAAUUCAUUAAGUUAAACAGUUCAUAGACUGGUCUGCAUUAGGACCGGCAAUCAGAGGGGAAGGGGGGAUGGCUUAGUGGUGGCAGGGUAACUUUGUGAUUUGCUGGCUACUUCCUGGUUAUACUUUCUUCACAAUUUACUGUCUAUUGUCAGCUUCUACUUUGUGGUCUCGCAUGCUGUGACUUCUGCUUUAGGUUUAGACUUAUCAAAUUUCUUGCUUUAUUUUUUAAAACCUUUUUCAUUGUUUACAUUUUAUUUGCACAUUCCUCUUAGAGGACAUUAAUAGCCGUGUAAAAGUAUCCCUAUCCUGUUUGUCAAUAGAGUUGCUGCUUAUAGCUCUCAAAAAGGCUUCAAUCUUUUGCAAGUACAAUAGCAUUCCUUAGAUUUCACUUGAAGCAAUUGGGCUUGGAGUGCAUUUGGCUGCUGGCGCUCAUGAAAUCCUUCUGCAAGCAGAAUAUAUUCUUACAAGUGUUCCACCAUCAGUACCAUGGCCUAUGCAAAGUGGAGGAAACACUGGCGUGAGAUUAUCCAACAGGCUUAUGAAAGUAUGAGUGACGGCUUUAGUAAAUCUGCUUCUGCUUUAAUACGCACUCCCAUCAAAUGAUAUCAGCGUGGUGCUGGAAUGGGAUCUGCUUUUGCAACUGCUGUUCAAGGAGCUCCAGCAGCAGCCAUUGCACCGGCUUCUGCCACAGCACGAGCUGUUCAUUGUGCUCUUCUAGGUGUAAGGAAGAGCCUCAAUCCGGAGCGUAAGGAGGAGUCUUCGGAGAAAUAUUUGGGGACUUCUUCCCCUCAACAGUACAUGUAGUAGGGAAGUUUCUCCAUCAAGUCUCCAACAAAAUUUGCAAGCCAGUGUUAGUUUUGUACAGGUGAGUUUGCAGGUUAUUUGUACGUUCAGCCUGGGGACUGGUAAAAGUGAAAUUUCUCAAGUUAACUUAGUUAUUCUGAAAAAUGCCAUUAAACCCCCCAGCUAUCUUCGACUUUUACUUUAGUUAUUCAGUUGAUUUUUCAUUUGUAAAUAACUCAACCAUCCCCUCUCAUCUCUUUUAUCAUGAAAACAUGGUUGAAACUGUAAACGGGAACAAUAGGUUUUCUUUUUCUGCUCAUGCAGUUUGACCUAUUUGCUUUGCCUAUAUAUACGUGUGUGUGUGUGUGUAGCCUUUCUUCCCCUUUGUUCUCUUCCCUCUCGUAACUGUGUCGUGUAUCUCGGGAUGUAUAAUAGGCGUUCUUUCCAAGUGAAAAGGGAGUGUUCAUUCUGUUCAAUUUACUGCCUUUUGGCACUAUGCUUUUUUAUACUCUAUCAUCAAGGGGGACCUUGGUCUGGUUAUAUAUUUAUCUCGUGUUACCGGUAAAUUUUAUGUUAAUAUCAGGUCAGAGCAAAUGUAUAGCUAAAAAAGACUGUACAUGAUUUACAUCAGAAAGCAAUAGAAUACCUGUACAGCACUAUAUUUCUGGAGAUUUUGAACGUCUUACAUAUCAUAAUAGCUAAGUCAAUUAUGCCAUUUAAAGUGGGACAAGGGUGUUUUCCAGCUUUAUUUGUGAUUGUGUCAUAGUACAGUAAAUCCUUCAGGAUUGCUUUCCAAAAAGUUCUUACGUAAUGCUAAACUGUGUAAGGCACUUUUCUUUGGCAACUAAUUUGAAAUUUAAAAUUAUGAUUGAUGUUAACCAACAAAACUAUAAACGUGUUAAAGAAUAAAAUCGAACGUGUAGCUUUAUUAAUUUAGCAAAGAAAGAAAGUAGUCGCAAUUUCGAAAGAACCAAUUUGGAGUAGAAAAAUCACCAUGAAUACUAGGAGAGACUCUUGUCAACGUGGCUCUAAUGACGUGACUACAGUGAAACUGUUAAGACCUUUUCAUUGAUACGUUUUACUUUCUGACCAGUAGAAACAUGAUAUUUAUGGUGUUUUGGCAAAUGAGAUCACAUUGAUAUGUGUUUUAUACAGAAAAUCGUACCCUUGUGAUAAUAUGGCUAGAUCAUUAGUAUGGAAUUUAUUUUAUUUUAUCUCUAAGAUAGCCGGUGUCGUCUUGUUCUUCUUUUUCUCUUAUGAAAUAAUGGUUGUGGUGUACGUCUGAAUAUUCUACUGGUAUCUCCUACUUACCAUCAGCACAUGUACCAAGUAAUUCUAAGAUAAUCUUCUAUUGUCAAAUUUUAAUGAUCAAAGUAAUAUCUCCUUGUGAAUUUUGGAUUGUAAGAACUUUAUUGGAAUCCCUCAUUUCGGAAGUGGCACAAUUUGACCUCAGAGCUCAUUGGAACAUAGUAAGGACUAAGUGAGUGUGUGUGUGAUCUCUGAUUCACCACUCUUCUGCCCGGGUAAAAACUUAUCUAUACCGGAUGUUUACACCAAAUCGAUGGAUGCAUGAUAUGUAUUUGAAUAUAUACAACUAACUUUUAAUCAUGGUUAAUUAAUGGUUCAUCAAAACUUAGACAGAUGAAAAAUUAAUGGCCAUUUUCACUUCUUUGCAAAAGCUACGUUUAUUACACUUGUCUAUUUCCUACCUUAAACAUCCUAAAACCCUAACCACUCCGCAUUUGAAAACCUUAACAACAUUCGCAGAUGUUCAAAUUCCCCAAAACCUUUCUGUUCCGCAAAACGGGGAUUGGAAUAAUAAUAAUAAUAAUAAUAAUAAUAAUAAUAAUCAGAUGAAUAUGUCGUAUCCUCAGUAUCAAAACCCUAAUCAGGUGAAUCCUCAUUAUGGAAAUGGUGCUGGUAAUCAGUGGAAUCAAAAUUAUGCUCCACGAGUAAGCCCCGGGUUUCCGAUGAAUAAUCAAUCUCAUAACCAACCCCAGGUUCCGCCUAGUGUUGAUUUAAUUAGCUUGUGCCAAGAGGGUAAAGUUAAGGAGGUGAUUCAACAUAUGGAACAGGGGGUAGUUGUGGAUGCGCAGUGUUUUCGCAUGCUGUUUGACUUGUGUGCCAAUUCAAAGAAACUUGAAGAUGCUAAAAAGGUGCAUGAUUACUUUUUGAGAUCAAAAUUCAGGGGUGAUCUUCGUUUGAGCAAUAAAAUUAUCAAUAUGUAUUCUAAGAGUGCGCGGAGAGUUUUUGAUCAUAUGCGUGAUAGGGAUAUGGACUCUUGGCACUUGAUGAUAAAUGGAUAUGCAUUGAAUGGGUUGGGGGAUGAUGGGUUGACAUUGUAUGAUCACAUGCGGCGGGAGUUGGGAAUGAAGCCGAAUGAGGAAACUUUUCUUUAUGUUUUUGAAGCUUGUGCCAGUGCGGAUGCCAUUGACGAGGCUUUCAUGCCUUUUGAUUCGAUGAAUAGCGAGUAUGGAAUUGCUUCGCUGUUGGAGCAUUAUUUGGGACUUAUGGGUGUUCUAGGAAAAUGUGGACAUCUUGUUGAGGCAGAGGAAUAUAUCUCAAAGCUUCCAUUUGAUCCAACUGCAGUUGUCUGGGAAGCAUUAAUGAAUUAUGCUCGUAUACACGGUGAUAUUGAUCUUGAGGAUCGAACUGAGGAGUUGAUGGUUGGUCUUGACCCUUCUAAGACUAUUGCUAAUAAGAUCCCCACUCCGCCACCAAAGAAGCAGUUAGCGAUUAAUAUGAUUGAGGGAAGAAAUAGAGUAGCUGAAUUUCGUAAUCCAACCCUCUUCAAGGAUGAGGAGAAGUUGAGGGCUGCAAUGAAAGAACAAGCUUAUGUGCCUGAUACCAGACAUGUCCUUCAUGAUAUUGAUCAGGAAGCCAAGGAACAGGCUUUGCUAUACCAUAGCGAACGUUUAGCCAUUGCGUAUGGUCUGAUUAGUACUCCUGCUAGAACACCUCUACGUAUCAUAAGGAAUCUCCGUGUAAGUGGUGAUUGUCACAAUGCCAUCAAGAUAAUGUCAAGGAUUGUUGGGCGAGAGUUGAUUGUCAGGGACAACAAGCGGUUUCAUCAUUUCAAGGAUGGAAAAUGCUCUUGUGGUGAUUAUUGGUGAAGUACGGUGGCUAAAACGAGUAUACGUAGACUGGCUUCCACAAUUUUCAGGAUCAUCCAGAAAUCAUCAAGAGUCUUCAUUUUGGAAUGAGCGUGAUCCUAAUAUGCCUAUAGGCUUGCCGUUACACUGUUGAGGGUCAUCUAAGAAUCACCAAAUAUCACCAUGUCUUGCAAUUUAUGGAUUGCUUGCACCCUUGCGGAUAUCUAAGACUUGUUGUAGUAGUUUGGAUCUUUCUGUUUAAGAGAUUAAGUCUGCAAAGUGCCAUUGUAUCUGCAUCACAUUGUUUUCUGGUUCUCUCACUUUAUAGGAAAAUGCUUUAGUUGGGCGAUGUUAUUGUUUUUUGAAACUCGUAGUUGAGAGUUCCAUCAAGCAUUUGUCUACUUAGCUUGCACAGUUGCAUCCAUGCGUGGGGCAUCCGAACUUGUGAAUUUUAAAAUUGAAUAAUUUAAAUUAUUCUGUAAAAGUUGAAGUAGAUGAUGCAAUAAUAUUUUGGUUUUUACUUGGAUGGCAAAAUGGUCUUCUUAGAAGAAAUAUUUGAGAUGUCUUUCCUAUUUUGUAUGUUAUUCUUUCAUAUUACAUUCUUCAUUUUUUAGAAUGAUAAACAGUAUAUUAGCACAAAGGACAUACUUAAACCUUAUUAAAAAUUCAAAAACUAGACAAUAGCACUUGUUAUUCUUACAGGGAUCUAUGACUUCAAGUAAAGUUUCUGCAUCUACUACAAAGCUCUCUUUACACCAAAAAUGAAAUACAAUUACAAUUUAUCUUGAUUUUCUGAAUAGCGUUCAGAAAAUAGUUCAAAGCAUCCUGCAUUUCUCUCAUCUGAAAUAGUUCACCUAAUUCAUGUUGAUACUAUUCUCCACCACUUCUUGCGUCUUACAUAGCCAUAUCAUUGUUGACACAUAGACUUGGGCAUGAUCCACUUGAGCCCUACUAUGUUGAAGGAAAAUGUUGCCACAACUGAUCUGUGACAGGACUGCAAAAAUAGGUGGCUACUGCUUUCUGAUUCUGCUCCGCAUAAGAACACCUAGAACAUGAUGAAAACGCUUAUAUUCAGGUUCUCCUGGGUCAAACAGGCCCCUUUUGCCACCGCCCAAGAAAAAACAGGCCACCUUGUAUGGGGUCUUCACUUUCUACAUGCACUUCCAUGGGCAAAACUUUCUUGCUGCUCUGUGUUUGUGAGUAGAGACUACCAUUCCUAUGCAUUUUAUCCUUCACUGUUUCUAAGACCCGGAAAGUGAACCUUAUUUUCAUUGAAUGCAAAACCUUUAGCUUAUGUUAACGUGAAUCUUAUUUUCAAGUGCUGUACGUAGGUUCUUUUUUUAACCCCCUUUGCUCUUCCUCUUCUUAAAUCUGGUUAGAAGACGAAUUCUUGGAAGGAAACUUCCAAAAAACCAUAAAUGGAAAAGAAAGAUGGAGAAAAUCUGCAUUUCUUUUGUAUGCUUGUAUUGGGUAAUGAUAUUGUUUAACGAGUCCCAUUUCGAGCUUUUCUAAUUUCUGAUUAAACAUAAUUUUGCAACAUCAGGAGUUUCAGGCUUCAGUGAGCGUGAAUCAGAAGAGAUGCACUACAGCUGCAUUAACAUCAGUGAUUACACUUGUCACUGCAGGGGCGGAUUUUAGUGGAGGGUGAACACCCUCGUUAAAAAAUUACAAUGUAUAAAUAGGGUAGAUUUUGUGUGUUUAUGUACAUAUAUUAACUUUCACAUUAGAUUGUUUAGUAGGAUUUGAGAUACGGAACCAUUUAGCUCGUUUGGAGCUUUUGUUAAGUGCAGUUGCAUUAGGCUCCAUUUACAGUCUUUAAGAGCGAUAAUAUGACAACUGAAGGUUACAAAAGAGGAUAAGGUAGACCUUAUUUUCCUCAAAAGACUUAUCACCUCUUGGAAUCUAUGUGAAGUUACGAACAAAACAUAA